AUGGAUGAGUCUGCGUUGGAGCGUUACUUUGAUGACUCCAUUGCUAACGUGAGACGUCAGCUUCCUUCUGGGGGAGAGCUGGGGCUGCAGAGCCCCGCCCCCUCCAGAGAUGGCCCCGCCCCCUCUGUGAAGGGGGGGCCGGGGGAGGAGCUUGACCUCAGCUUCCUGCCUGAUGACCUCAGCACGCAGGACCACACCGCCCAGAGUCAGACUGCAGCUCUGGACGACAGCGGCGUCUGUCUGGACUACAACUCCCAGCAUGCAGCAGCAGCAGCUGCCGACCCCCAGGAGGGGACGUCCCAGAUGGGGGCGGUCCCCUCCCCCUUCUGCCCCAUGACCCCCAUGACCCCCAUGACCCCUAUGACCCCCGUUACCGAGAGGUCAGGAAUCAUCCCACAGCUGCAGAACAUUGUCUCCACGGUGAACCUUGGUUGUCCUCUGGAUCUGAAGUUCAUCGCCCUCCAAGCCAGAAACGCAGAGUACAACCCAAAGCGUUUUGCGGCUGUCAUCAUGAGAAUCCGAGAGCCUCGAACCACCGCGCUGAUCUUCAGCUCGGGGAAGAUGGUCUGUACAGGAGCCAAGAGUGAGGAGCAGUCUCGUCUGGCAGCCAGGAAGUAUGCCCGUGUGGUUCAGAAGCUCGGCUUCGCGGCUCGUUUCCUGGACUUUAAGAUCCAGAACAUGGUGGCGAGCUGCGACGUCUGUUUCCCCAUCAGGCUAGAGGGGCUAGUACUCACACACCAGCAGUUCAGCAGUUAUGAGCCGGAGCUGUUCCCGGGCCUCAUCUACCGCAUGGUGAAGCCUCGCAUCGUGCUGCUCAUCUUCGUGUCGGGAAAAGUGGUUCUGACCGGAGCUAAAGAGCGAGCCGAGAUCUACGAAGCGUUUGAGAACAUUUAUCCGAUCCUGAAAGGCUUCAGGAAACAGUGACAUCACUUCCUGUUCAUUUUUGUAAAUAGAUAACAUAAGUAUGUUUUGUAUAUCUGUUUGGUUUUGUGUUUUGGGUGGUAAAUGAGUCUGCUGUUUGUUUUAAGAGUCUCUGUUCAGUGUUUCACCAUCCUGAAAGGAAAUAAAUUAGUUUGCCAAAUCUC
Perca flavescens (yellow perch) is the source of this 1085-nucleotide messenger RNA. It is a transcript of the gene tbpl2, whose product is annotated as TATA box binding protein like 2. Gene Ontology annotation, biological process: DNA-templated transcription initiation. Gene Ontology annotation, molecular function: DNA binding. The transcript has 8 exons. The coding region runs from base 1 to 924 and encodes 307 amino acids. Lineage: Eukaryota; Metazoa; Chordata; Actinopteri; Perciformes; Percidae. The record is from RefSeq and is a predicted model, not a curated record.